Bombyx mandarina (wild silkworm) is the source of this 2651-nucleotide messenger RNA. It is a transcript of the gene tej, whose product is annotated as tejas. Gene Ontology annotation, biological process: G protein-coupled receptor signaling pathway. Gene Ontology annotation, molecular function: histamine receptor activity. Gene Ontology annotation, cellular component: membrane. The record is from RefSeq and is a predicted model, not a curated record. NCBI's taxonomy places the organism in Eukaryota, Metazoa, Arthropoda, Insecta, Lepidoptera, Bombycidae.
GCGGACUCACAAGAGGUCCUACCACCAGUAAUUACGCAAAUUAUUUAAAUAUUCUCUUUCAUCCUCAACCUCCACGCUUUCAUCCAAGUCCCGCCCGAGGCAAUCACUCAGCGCCAUUCUGCCCACCCACAUCCAGGCCUAUGGACGUAUAUUAUUGGAAUACAAAUGCUGGAACUAUUCAUGAGAAAUCAUUUUUUUAACUAUAAAUUAAUUUAAGAUUAAUUAAACAAUACCGUCCAGUUUGUUAUAGUUUGCUUUAUUGUAAAUCAAAAUUUUAAAGAAUAUGCAAAAUGAGUAUUUAGCUUUUUUUAAAUCCCUAGGGUUAUUACAUAUUGGUGGCACUGACUCACGUGACGUGAUAACAAUGUUAAUAAUUGAGGUCGGGAAUACUUAACAGAUCUUAACCAAAUUAAAAAUAAUCCCGAACCCGAGCGAUAACAACAAGAAUCAACAUAAUCCAGUUUAGUUAUCGCGGAGAUAUCGAGAGAUGUGCUAUGGUGGUUCUGUUCAAGAACACGCCAGCACGUGUUCACACACAAUUGGAAUUUUGGGCACGGAACUUCGCUUUCCACUGCUGUCUUCAGUGUACAUUGCGGUUCCAAGAAACAUGUACUUAAGCCUCCGGUCUAUAGCGAAUAAAAUGAUUCUAUUUAUUUUGAAAUAAAAAUAAAUGACCGUUAUAUCUUCGGGCACGGCUGCACCCCGGUCACGUUGACCCCAUGAUGACCAUCCAUUUUCGAAAACUUAUCUAACGUCAGUAUGAUUUUGCGUUUUAGUAAAUUAGUUUGAAAAUUAUUGUUAUUACAUACAACAGCCUGAAUCGGCUAGCUUCGGCUUUGCAAAGUUUAUCCGCCUGAAUUAUUUUUAAAAGUUGUGCUCAAAUAUACAUAGGUAUGUAACAUUGAUGCCAAAUUGAUUGUGUAGAGACCCGAAGCUAGCUAGAAAGAGACUAAAGCUCAGUGCACUUGUUCCCACGAGCUGCUACGGCUGUGUGCUAACCUGUGCGUGACACGGACGCGCGGCGGCGGCGAGGUUAUAUCCGGAAGCUUUGCAACGUCGUUGAGCUUAGCGGAAUGAGGGGGUGUGCGGGGGCUGGGGUACAGCCGCCGGUAUAUAACCUCGGCCGUGCCCCGUCUGUACCGGUCGCAUUACGCUUGCAGACGCCCGAGACCUACCUGUACCCGGUAUUCGAGGCGCUCGAGUCCGGAGACACGCCCAACUACGAGGACAUCCACCGGUAUCUGCGCGACGGGAUCGACCUUGACUAUGUGGAGGCUUACCGCCGCCACGUGCCCGUGGACAGGCCGCCCACGCCGCCGCCCCCCGCGCCCCCGUCGCCCCCGCCGCCACCCCCGCCCCUCCUCUGGCCUCCCUGUGUGCCUCCCUUCCUUUUUCUGCACAACAUACAGCCCCCGCCCGGCUUCGAACCGCUCUGAACAUUCAUAGAUCUCGUACUUGGUCUUAUUAAUUGACGUUACAUAAUCUACAUUAUAUGACUUCGGCUGAAAUUUAUCGAUUUCGUAAUUAAUAAUUGUAAUUAAGUGUGUGUGUGCGUGUAUGUAAAGUGACGUGUCAGUUGAUAAUUGACUACCUGAAAAGAGUAAUGAAUUGUGCCUAGGGCGUGUAUGGUAGAGGGAGAUGCACAAUGAGACCCGGGGGUAUGGUACUGAGAGUACAUUAUCGCUUUAAAUAUAUAAUUUCGUGUCCCGGCAGCAGGUAUAUGAAAUGUCGUGCUUGACAUUAAAAAUGCCAGUACUUACAUAAUACCGUUUAACUUAGGGGUGUCGAGAAAUUCCUACUACUUUAUUAAACCAUUGCAAUACCAUUGCAAUGCCUUGUCUUUUGCCGAUUUAUACAACAUCCCCUGCGGAUCUACACCUCAUUGCCUUCCAAUCGUGCAAAUUGUAUCUGUAACUUUGUAAAGAAUAUUGCAGAAAAUGUAGCCAGUCUUGAUAUCAGUAGGGCUGUGAGGCUGCUGUCUAAACUAAUAAAAUGUGGAUAAAUAGACAUUAAAGUGCAAGUCGUAGGAUCGACUAACGUAGACCACCUUUGACCGACGAAUAAGCCGUUACCUCAUUUUAUGCAUUUAAGUAAUCAUUUCGAUGUUUUGUUAUAAUUUAACUUUUAUUGACUAGUUCAUAUUUUUGUAGAUUAUAGCUACUACUUGUUUUUGUUUUUUGCUUUAUUUCAUAAGAAUAUUUUUCAUUUUACGAAGUUAUACUAUGUUAAAUAAAAUCGAGCGUUAUCUUUUUCAUUCAAGUAAACUGAUAAACUUGGCUAAAACACAUAAACGUCAAGCGUAUUGUAUCCAACUGUCGGGUUCCAUGUACCGUCAAGUUCACUACAACAUCUACUUGACAUUUCUAUUGCGCUACAGACUGUUAGCUAAUGAUUCAGCAUAAAUUGCAGUAAUGAUGAUUUGAGUAAUAUUAACAAUGUAAGAAAUGUUAGUCCAAAGUCAUUUAUUUCAUCACUUUAAUCCGAUGAUGAUGUCUAAGCAAUUAUAAAUAACAUAUAUAGCACCUCACAAUAGAUGGGAACACGAGUAUUAUUUCGUCUUCUCGCAUUAAAAUUGUAUAAUCUCAAAACUUACUAAUUUUACAGGAGAGUGUUUUAAAGGUUUAACAUGUGAUAUUUUUAAUAUUAGUCAU